AGAGGAGGUUGGACACGCAUCAUCAUGACGCCUUCAGUCAUGUGAUAAUUAUAAACCUUUAUAGAAUUCCUUUGAGGUCAAAGGUGAGAAUGUAAAAGCUUAUCAGUGCAAGUAAGAGCUAGAGAACGCUAAAGAGAAACAGAUUAAUGGUGCUCUGACCUCCUCUGCUCAUAUAGAUCAUAAUUAUGUUAAACAAAAAUUGGAAAAGUGUCAAAAAAAUCUAAAUACUAGUCUAGAUCCAUCUUGGAAUAUUUUCAGCAGUGUAGGGAAGGUGAGAGGGCGGUGGGAAUGCUCCUAGACCACUUCUGGCUACUUGCAGUGUCUCUGUACAGCCUACAAAACAGUGGAGCAUCGUGGUGCCUAAUGGUGCCUAAUCGGCCAUUUUAAUUAGAUUCUUAUGAGCGCACGUGAUAAAACCUGAUGGUGGAUGACGCGCGUCCAACCUCCUCUGGAAAAUUACUGACUUAGGGAAAAACGUGGGUUCAAGUCGCUAUAGAAACCUAAACAAAAUGGCCGCUGCUGCUGUUCUUCAGCCAUCCUCUAACUUAGAUAUGAGUUCUUUACCCUCUACUUCAGAUAUGUCUCAAGCCAGGCAAAGACGGAGAAGAUCGACUAGAAAAACUGAGGGAUCCGCCAAGCCUAAAAGACAAUCAGUACAACUUCUUGGAGAGACCCAUUUGAGCCUUGACCUAACUACUGCAGUGAAACCGCAGGUCCCUGGUGGUGUCCCAGUCAAUAACGUGUCACCUUUUGUGCCUGAGAGUACUGCCGAAAGCAUUGAUAAUGUUCUAACAGAUACAGCCUCACAACUGACUGAAACAGCCAGGCAAAGAAGACGAACUAGACUAAGGAAACAGACGGCUCAAAAAUCAGAAUUUGCCGAUGGAAAGUCUCUCAGACCUCAAUCUGCAGGUUUUAGAGCCCUACCAGAAUUGGAGGACAGUACUACUAGAGUCACCAACCUAUUGCAGGAGAAUCUUAAGUCAGAAGACAAUAGUGUGCCAGCCAGUACUAAAGUGAGAGGGGAAGUCCCUCAAAUAACAACGAUCACAACUGAGCAUACGGAGCACAUUGCUGCAGCAGAUGAACAGAGCGAGAAUCCUCCAUUACCAGAUCGCCCCCUGCCAGAGUUAGUUCCAGUGGACACUGGUUCUGUUGGGUCACAUGACAGAGAGCUCAGUGCUGACAUACUGGGAGUGACUAUUCAUGAAACGGACCACCUCAAAGCUAGCGUCAAGAUAUCACAUCCAUGUGUGAGAGUCACUAUUGUGGACGCCUCUUUAGACAGUCGUGGUGAUCUAUUGAAGAAAUCCCAGCCUGACAGAUGUGUUACCUCAUUUUAUGAGAGGGGAAACCCUGAUGUGGAUUACAUUUUACCUGUUUUGACCCAACCGUACAAAUGUACAGACAACAGUGAGAGUCUCCAGCCUACCUGGGAGGAAACAAUUGUCUUUAACGAGCGACUGACCAAUUUCACAGAUAAUGAGAAUGUCGUCAUUUUCUUUGAACUUCUAGACUUUUCGACUUUCAGCUCCAAAAACACGAGCAGACAGAGAACAGUAGCUAACAGUGAGCAGACCCCGUGGUACCAUAUUGCAUGGGGCUUCUUGAGACCGGCUGGGAAGAUCAGCAAGAGCAUGAUGGGUCAGAGGAGUAGAGUCCAGCUGUACAAAUUCCCCAAACGAAGGUUCAAGUCCUCAACAGAGAGCAAAGAAGUCUUUGAUUUGUGGCUGAGGCACUAUCGCACACAUUAUCCCAGUACCCUGUAUGUCACAGUAAAGGCACUGCCUUGUGAGAGUGAAGAGGAGCUAGCACAGACUCUACUGGGAAGAUCCUUGGAUCCUACACUGGCUGAAGUAGGCACUCAUACUUUCGAGCAGUUAGUGCAAAAGCAGCUAAGUGCCAAGAGUGUGUCCAGUCUGGCUGCCCUGCCCUAUGCACUGCUCUCAGAGACCACUCGUCUACCUGGACAGCUCUGUCACCCACCUACCUCACACUUGGCCACUCUCCACCCUACUAAGAACGGUUGCUCGUCACUAAAAUUCUCUCACUCUGGCCGACUCUUAGCAGCUGGGUGUGCCGACAACAAUGACCUCUAUCCUGUGAUCAUCUAUGAGGUGCCUUCAUUCCAACCCCUGUUGGUGACAGAAGGACAUAAAGGUAUUGUAUACGAUAUGUGCUGGAACACCAGUGACAGUCACCUCGCCACUGCCUCAGCAGACGGCCUAGUCAAGCUAUGGUCGAUGAGCAGUUCCUCUCCUGAGCCAGUGUUCAUCCUGCCCCAUCCUUGCUAUGUCUACUCCGUAUGCUUUGCCAGUGAGGGUCUUGUCUUCACUGGUGCAUACGACGGCAACAUCAGACUAUGGGUUCUUCCCCCAGCACCACCCACCUCUCCUCAGUUGCUGUGUGAGCUUCGAGGGCACACUGGUCUGGUGAACUGCUUGGUGUGUAGGGAGGGAUCACUGUAUGCUGGGGACAGUCAAGGGGAGGUGGGUGUGUGGAAGGAAGAGCAGGGGGAGUGGCAUCUCAUCAGGAGAAUCAGUGUUGUCAAGGGAUGUGCAUUAACAUCGAUGAGCCUUCAUCCAAAUGGGCGCAAACUCCUCCUACACACUGUCAAAGGAUCAAUUGUUCUCUUGGAUCUUAGAAUAGAGCGUGUGUCCUGUGAGUACAGUGGGUUCACAAUCACUCAAUCUCAGCGCUGCUCCAGCCUCAUCUCUCCGUGUGGGAGUUUGGUGUUUGCUGCUGGGGCACCUGGAGAGCUGCACGUCUGGAAUUCUGAUACUGGAAAGCUGUGUUUUUCUUACAACCAAGAGCAGCUUCCUUUAAAGUCUACAGUGUCUGCAGUGGCCUUCCAUCCCAGCGAGCAAAUGGCAGUUUUCUCUGCAUAUGGACCUCAUGAAUCUAUUGUUGUCCUAGUGCAGAAGGUUGACCAUUCAGAAAUCCCUGCUGAAAGCACACGGAAUCGAGAGAAACAGGUAAAGUCUGCUGUUUCAAAAGAUAUAAAAACUUCGUUAAAAGCUUCAGUCAAGUUUAGUGAAAUUGCUAGAACACUGAACAACAUUACUGCUUUCACUACUUCUUCAUAAUAAUUAUUUUUGUAUUCAUUAAUAUCCAAGUGAAAAUAACAUUCAAAAUAA
Halichondria panicea is the source of this 3137-nucleotide messenger RNA. Its product is annotated as jouberin-like. The transcript is spliced from 12 exons. Gene Ontology annotation, molecular function: protein binding. The coding region runs from base 510 to 3086 and encodes 858 amino acids. The record is from RefSeq and is a predicted model, not a curated record. Gene Ontology annotation, cellular component: ciliary basal body. Gene Ontology annotation, biological process: motile cilium assembly. Lineage: Eukaryota; Metazoa; Porifera; Demospongiae; Suberitida; Halichondriidae.